Australozyma saopauloensis is the source of this 1341-nucleotide messenger RNA. RefSeq lists its product as uncharacterized. The record is from RefSeq and is a predicted model, not a curated record. The coding region runs from base 1 to 1341 and encodes 446 amino acids. Lineage: Eukaryota; Fungi; Ascomycota; Pichiomycetes; Serinales; Metschnikowiaceae. The transcript has a single exon.
AUGUAUAGUACUGCAGCUCUCAUACUAGUCUUGUGCUGUGGAAUAGGGUAUCUCACAUCUAUCCUUAUCCGUAAAUCAGACCAACUUUUCGUGUUCAUCUCUAGGAAACCGAAGAGACUUUUAUAUAAUUGCGAUUUGAAUUAUGAUAGGUAUCUUGUAGCAUACGGCAGCUCAAGGGUUGGAAGAAAAGUUUUGCGCUGCUUGGCAGAGAAUGGCGCACAAUUGCAUCUUAUUCAUUCUUGGAGAGAAAAAGAGAUUUAUGAAGAAUUGGCAGCCGAAUUGAGGAAUCUAUCCAGACAAUGCUCUGUUGUACUUGAGAGACUCGAUUUGCUGCUGCUCUAUUCAGGAAGACAUUUGCAGAUACUGAGAUUUCGGCAUCAACUAUCUGGCCUCUUGUAUUUCGACACGGAACAAAAUACUUUGAGCUCGGAUGACUAUAGUUUCAUCCUUUUGAUGAUAAAUUUCAAGUUUCUUUUACCCUCCUCUCCAGAAAAACUGAGCUCUCAGGCCGUUAUUGCUUUAGAGUUUGGUGGAAGUUCCUUUGGAGGAAAGGAAGGUUAUGACAGAAUCUUGUCGAGUCUAGAAAAGUUGAGAGAUUAUUGGUCCCUCAACAAUUCUGUGAGCUCCAAUCCUCAAGUGACUAUUGCGAACACAGGGUGCAUCUGGAAUAGCUCUGAAGCCUCGUUUGCAUACAUACUUCAUUGGCUCUGCCACAAAUUGAAUCUACGCACAAUGUGCCAUCAAGAAGAACAGUCAGUUUUGCAUGCGUUGCUAUCAAAAAGAAUAAUCGAGGCUAACAGCAUGUUCUUCGUGAACGAUAGCGAGUGGAACGAAUUGCCCCAGUCUAAAAGGGUCGAGUGCAAGGGAAACACAAUUUUUGAUUGCAAACCCGAAGUGGUUUCUGAAUUUGAAGUGCAGGGGAGCAAGUCAAGAGAGAAAAACCCAGAGAAAAACCAAGAGCUAAACGAAUCUAAUUGGCAGGAGUACGAGGUGCAACAGGCUGCUCCACAAGAGAAUGAAAAAGCAAAUCCUGAACUAGUGGGACCUUUCGCAAUGCCAACCAUGAAAAACUCCAAGAGACUUCUGUCAGCAACCAUACCCACCAAUAGUAGCACAACCGUAGAUACUAGCUUGCGUGAAAAUGGAGAUAAGGAUUCCGGCGAAAACAAACCUGUGCAGUUGCUGACAUUGAUGAGUCAACUCGAGGCUCUUUCUUCCUCAAAUACGAGAAUGGAGAAGCUUCUUCUUGACACCAAAGACUUGUUGGCACAUGAGAAGAAUUCAACGGACAACGCUCGAAGAAAGAAAUCACCUUGGAGAUACUUCAAAUCGAGAAGAUAG